Hyaena hyaena (striped hyena) is the source of this 3952-nucleotide messenger RNA. RefSeq names its product quiescin sulfhydryl oxidase 2 (gene QSOX2). Lineage: Eukaryota; Metazoa; Chordata; Mammalia; Carnivora; Hyaenidae. The coding region runs from base 1 to 2088 and encodes 695 amino acids. Gene Ontology annotation, molecular function: flavin-dependent sulfhydryl oxidase activity; protein disulfide isomerase activity. Gene Ontology annotation, biological process: protein folding. The record is from RefSeq and is a predicted model, not a curated record. The transcript is spliced from 12 exons. Gene Ontology annotation, cellular component: Golgi membrane.
AUGGCGGCGGCCGGGGCGGCGGCGCGCAGCCCGGGAGCCCCGGCGGCGGCGGCGGCGGCGGCGGCGGCGGCGGCCCGAGCCCGGCGGCUGCCCCCGCUGCUCGUGCUGCUGGCGGCGGCGGCGGCGGGCCCGGGGGCGGGCGGCGCGGCGCGGCUGUACCGCGCGGGCGAGGACGCCGUGUGGGUGCUGGACAGCGGCAGCGUGCGCGGCGCCACGGCCAACAGCUCGGCCGCGUGGCUCGUGCAGUUCUACUCCUCGUGGUGCGGCCACUGCAUCGGCUACGCGCCCACCUGGCGGGCCCUGGCCGGGGACGUGCGAGACUGGGCUGCUGCCAUCCGGGUCGCCGCCCUGGACUGCGCAGAGGAGAAGAACCAUGAGGUGUGCCGAGCCUACGACGUCCACUUCUACCCCACCUUCCGGUAUUUCAAGGCAUUUACGAAGGACUUUUCAACUGGAGAAAACUUUAAAGGGCCUGACCGAGAGCUGCAGACGGUGAGGCGGACGAUGAUCGACUUCCUGCAGAACCACACGGACGGCCUCCGGCCUCCGGCCUGCCCGCGCCUGGAGCCCAUCCGGCCCAGUGACGUUCUUUCCCUCCUGGACCGCCGCGACGGCCGCCACGUGGCCAUCUUGUUUGAGAACAACAGCUCCUACGUGGGACGGGAGGUGAUGCUAGACCUGCUUCCGUACGAGAACAUCGUGGUGAAGAGAGUGCUGGACGUAGACAAAGCCUUCCUGGAGAGGCUUGGGGUCACCUCUGUUCCCUCCUGCUACUUGAUUUACCCAAACGGGUCACAUGGAUUAGUUAACGUCGGAAAGCCUCUCCGGUCGUUUUUUUCCUCUUACUUGAAGUCGUUGCCAGAUGUGAGGAAAAAACUGCUUUCGUUGCCUGACAAACCUAAGAAAGCAGACAGUCCUGAAAUCGUGGUUUGGAGAGAAUUUGACAGGUCGAGGCUGUACACGGCAGACCUGGAGUCGGGGCUGCACUACCUCCUGAGGGUCGAGCUGGCGGCGCACAAGUCCCUGGCGGGGGCCGAGCUACGGACUCUCAAGGACUUCGUUACUGUCCUCGCCAAGCUGUUCCCCGGCCGGGCGCCGGUCAGGAAGCUACUGGAGACGCUGCAGGAGUGGCUGGCCAGCCUUCCCCUGGACAGGGUCCCCUACGACGCCGUCCUCGACCUGGCCAACAACAGGAUGCGGAUUUCUGGAAUAUUCCUUAUUAAUCACGUAAAGUGGGUUGGAUGUCAGGGAAGCCGACCAGAGCUCAGGGGUUACACGUGUGCACUCUGGAAACUGUUUCACACUUUGACCGUCCAAGCCGGGGCCCAUCCGGAAGCGCUGGACGGCACAGGUUUUGAGGGGGACCCGCAGGCGGUGCUGCAGACCAUCAGGAGAUACGUUCGCACCUUCUUUGGCUGUAAGGAGUGUGCUGAGCACUUCGAGGAGAUGGCGGAAGAAUCCAUGGGCUCCGUCAGAACCGCGGACCAAGCGAUUCUCUGGCUUUGGAAGAAGCAUAACUUGGUGAACAACCGCCUCGCAGGCCAUCUGAGCGAGGACCCCAAGUUUCCCAAGGUUCCGUGGCCCACCCCGGACCUCUGCCCAGCCUGCCACGAGGAAGUGAAGGGCCUGCACAGCUGGAAUGAGGGCGAGGUGCUCCUGUUCUUGAAGCAGCACUACAGCCCCGACAACCUCGUGGACACAUACGCCGAGGCCCAGGGGGACGCCAGCGAGGGGGGCGGCCCGCCCAAGGGCGGGGCGCGGGAGAGAGGCCGCACUUCCCCGGACCGGCCCCGGGGAGACCCGCGUGCCGAGAGCGCCCGUCCACCCAGCGUGCCGCCUCCCAGAGCCCGCCUGUCCGAGGGGCCCUCGCUCAGCCUGGACGGGAGACUCCGGAGCGCGAGCGGGGCCGAGGGCCGUGGGGAGGCGGAGGCGGCCGUGCCCUUCCUCGGGACGGGCUUCUCCAGCCUGGACAUGAGCCUCUGCGUCGUGCUGUACGUGGCCUCGUCCCUGUUUCUGAUGGUGAUGUACUUCUUCUUCCGCGUGCGCUCCAAGCGGUGGAAGGUCCGGCACCCCCGCCCGUCCGUGUAGGACCGAGCGGGUCCACGGAAGCGCCUUUAGGAACAGCCGCUCCGCGCCACCUGCAGCUGUAAUAAUUCAGAUCAGGGAUUUUAUAAACACUUCAGACCUGGGUUCGUGUCAGCUGGCGUCUCGGGCCCCAAGUCCUCGUUUAACAAAAGGCUUCCCUGCGGAGGACCAGCCGCCGUUUGUGGGGCUCUGCCGCCCGCGGGUCGUCCCCGGGCGCUCCCGCAGGCUCCCACAGCAGGACGACGUCUGUAUUUUUACCCUCCCAGGUCUGGAAACACGAAUGGGAGUCCCGGCCAAACAAACAGACUCCUCCCCGCCUGCCCCCCGCGCACCACCCCCGGCCGCCUCUCCAAGGCGUCGGGUCCUCAGAGAUUCGCUGUGUCUGCGCACUUUUCAGUUGCUCGGUGGUUCCCGCCGAAGCAAGAGGGCGGCUCCCUGGUGCUGAAGGCGCCCCCAGCCUCGGGGACGGCCUCUUCGUCACCUCCCUGCUCUGCAGAGUGUGGAGACAGAGGGAAGGGAAGGGGCGGGUUCGUGGCAUUGCUGCAUUGCAGGAAACACCCCCACAGGCCGUGUGGCGUGGCGGCUGGGGACACGAUGGUGGCAGAGGCAGUGCCUUGGCUAAUCGGGUGGCAGGACGGCUGCCCCAAACUGCCCAUCCUGUGACACUGAGGGCGGAGCCCCCCCCCCCAAUGUCGCGUGGUGCAGCGCCCGCAGGACCUGCUGCCGAGCCAAGAGGUUAGGAGCCGAGGGCCCCAGGGGUGACCUGUGCUGCCCCCAGCACUUUUAAGGCCAAAUUUCAUUUCCCUGAAGCUGUUUUAUGAAGGGUCCUGGCACAGGACCCCAGUCCCCGGGUUCUGGCGAUCGCUUUUUUUUUUUUUUUAACCAUUUAAUAAUUUUCACACAUUAGUUGUAAAACCAAAUGAUUUAGAGGUAAGUUUGCCUCUGAAAACGUCAGACAAAACGGACUGUGCCGUGUGUCUGUCUCGCACUCAGAUGUCCCUGUGCCCGUGUCUGUGAGGUUGUAAAUAGUCUCUCCCACUCUGCCUCGUGUGUGCUCUGUUUACUCACUGCAGCUGGGCACGGCCACGGCCCGUGGGGGGGGGGGGCUGCAGCCCUGGGGCUCCGGGCUCUCGUGCCCACAGGGCUGGCGGAGCUGGGUCCCUCCCCCCGGGAGCUGGGUCCCCCCUGGGCGGCCGCCAGAGCGACCUUUUUGUUUGACCCUUUUUUAACCCCUGGAAGCCUGUGUUUCGUAGGCGGUUGUGUGCUUGGAUCACUGAAGCAGAGUAUCGUUUCCUUUCAUUUAAAAACUCGGGCAGAUUUACACACAGAAUCCGAAGGGAAAUACUUCGCACCGUUAAUUAAACUGCCUUUUGGUUCACGUCGGCUGUUUUGUCCUCCUCUAAGUAAGGUUCUUUACGUGCUGCGAACAGCACGAGGCUGCGAGAGAGACCCUGUGGCCCUAAGGUCACCACUACUUGAGGGACAAGUUUGUGGCUCCCUGAGGGGCCAGGUUCCCGGCAGCCCGCGGGCAGCAGGGAGAGGUGGGGUGCCGAGACAUCCCUGGACGCAUGUCCUGUGGGCGGGUGUGAACACGGCCACACACCUCACGUGGGUUGCUCAGAACCGGGCACUGCCUUUAGGCAAAAUUUAAGGUCUAUUUUCUAACGUAAGUAUUGAGACUAAUGAAUAGACUAGUUCAGUAAUUUAAAUGGGUAUUUAUUUUUAAUGGAAGGAUUUUGAUUAAAAAGAAGCUAAUUGACAUGGAAAUGUCUGGAAUUUCUUACCUUCGAGGUGAAUGUUUUGUAUUUAAGUGAACUGUACUGUGCAUAUUUUUUAAAUAAAUAAAUCUGACAUUUGAGAAAACUAA